AUGGGUCGCAAGCUUGGCCUGUUUCGCGCAGCCUACCUGGCCUCGGCCAGUUGCAUGGGCUCUUUUGCAUUCGCCUUCGAUACUGGUGUCAUCAGCGGCGUCCUCUCCCUCGAAUCCUUCCAGAAAGACUUUGGAUACACCAAAGCCCAAAAGACCAAUGUCAACUCCAACGCCGUCUCCAUCCUCCAGGCAGGGGCCUUUUUCGGCUGCUUCCUCGUCUCCCCUGUUGCCAAGUACUUCGGCCGUCGCACCGGUUUGAUUAUCAGCUCCCUCGUCUUCACUCUCGGCACUAUCCUGCAGAUCAUCAACUCUGGCACUCUGGGCACAUUCUAUGCCGGGCGUGUGAUUGCGGGGCUGGGCAUCGGCGCCGCUACGGUGCUAAUCCCGAUGUAUUCGGCGGAGAUGUCGCCAAAGGAGAUUCGUGGUCGACUUGGGGCGUGCUUCCAGCUUUUCUUUGCUAUCGGUGUUAUGAUCGCGUACUGGGUAACAUAUGCGGUCGAUAAGGAUCAGUCUCCGGGCACCAAUCAGUGGCAGACAGCGUUGGGACUGCAGCUUCUUGGUUCGACUCUUUUGCUGGUCGGCAUGUGCACGGUCAAAGAGAGCGCGCGUUGGCUUGCUGCUCGAGGGAAGCUGGAGCAAGCGAGAGAGUCGUUGAAAUGGGUCCGUGGAGGUGAGGAGACGGAAGAACUACAGAAGGAAUUCGAUGAGAUUCUCGCUGGUAUUGAGGAAGAGGCGCGCAUCAAGGAGAAUCUUACCUUUAAAGAACUUCUCCUUCCGGCGAAUCGUUACCGUCUCUUUAUCGCCGUCACCAUCCAGCUAUCUGCCCAGCUUACUGGCAACACCUCGCUGGCAUACUAUGCGACACAGAUUUUCAGCGCCGUUGGGGCUGGCAGUGCUUCCAAGCUAGUGACUGGAUUCUUCGGUCUCGUCAAGGUAUGCGGCGUCACGAUCUUCCAACUCUUUGUCCUUGAUAGAAUAGGGCGUCGGGUGCCGUUCAUGGUCGGCGCUUUUGCCAUGGGCUCGUUCAUGCUCAUCAUCGCUUGUAUCCUAGCGACACACCCGGCCAACAGCAACAGCACAUCCUCAGGACCUACCUCUGCGGGUAUUGCGUGUAUCAUCAUGGCUUACGGCGAGGCAUUCAGCUACAACAUGUCCUGGGGUCCACUUCCCUGGCUGUACGUUGGCGAGAUCUUUUCCAGUCGUACUCGUGAGUUGGGUGUCACAGUCGGUGCUGCGUCGCAGUGGCUGUUCAACUUCAUGAUGUCGCAGGUCACGCCGCAUGCGAUCAAUAAUAUUGGCUGGCGCAUGUUCUUGAUGUUUGCCAUUUUCAACUACGCCAUUAUUGGGUACUCCUGGCUCGUUCUUAAAGAGACAUCGCGACACUCACUGGAAGAGAUGCAAGAAGUCUUUGGUGGUGGCCCGAGAGUGGAAAAGCACAUCGAAAGUGCCGACCACCAAGAGCAUGUCGAACCAGUCUCAAAGGAGACAAGAGUAGGAUCUUAA
This is a messenger RNA of Penicillium cataractarum, 1503 nucleotides long. RefSeq lists its product as uncharacterized. The record is from RefSeq and is a predicted model, not a curated record. Gene Ontology annotation, cellular component: membrane. The transcript has 3 exons. NCBI's taxonomy places the organism in Eukaryota, Fungi, Ascomycota, Eurotiomycetes, Eurotiales, Aspergillaceae. The coding region runs from base 1 to 1503 and encodes 500 amino acids. Gene Ontology annotation, biological process: carbohydrate transport; transmembrane transport. Gene Ontology annotation, molecular function: carbohydrate:proton symporter activity.